AUGGGCAUGACCUCAGGACUUGCUACUUCGGGACGCGGAGCGCAAGUGGACCAGUCGUUCCAAAGGAAGCAUGACCGAAUCGAUUACAAGGUCCAACGGCAGAGCCUUCACCGCGAUGACUUGAACGAUCUGAUGGGACUUACCAUAGGACGGAUGGACAUGUACAAUCUCGUCGGCGCAUUGCUCCUGACCUUCGCACUGCAGUGGAUAACUAGCAGUGAUAUUGUUGCUGCGCCUGACGUGAAGUACUGGCCUCCUUGGUAUUCCACGGUAUUCGUUAUCUCCUGCUUCAGCUCGGUCGGCUACCUCUUGUUUUCCCUGUGGUUCGCGAUGAUGUGUUCCGUCACCUGCCAGUCGCUGGGCACCAGAUUGCGAAUCAACUUUGCGAGGCUGUCUCUGCCCAAGAAUGAGGAUAUCUCACGCAUAAAGGUGCCCUUUUUCAUCCCGGGGGGUGCUUUGGAAAAGAUGCAGAACAAGAUUUUCCAUGCCGAGGGAGAGGCGGAACACGGCGGAACCGGUGACUUCACUGGUCAGGAGCUUCUUAGAGAGCUCAAGAAGGAAGAGCGGGAGGCAGAAGCUGCUUCAACGCCGACUUCAAAGCCAGAGAAGGUAGUGCGAGGUCUCACGUUCAACGAGUGGGGAUCCGACAACGGCGAGAAGGAUGACGACGACCAGGACUUCGAGAAACACUUGCGGCGGUGGCUCUACGAGCGUGGGCAGUGGCUCAGCGCAGAUGCGUAUGCGCGGGCCUGCAUGGUGGUUGGCAUGAACCAGAUGCUGCAGGCUCUGACCUACCAUGUGGUGGCCACCGUGUGGAAGGUUUCGGCGCUGACGUCAAUUGCAUGUCUAUUGUUGGCCAAAUCACUGUCUUUGUUCAUGCUUCAAGUCGACCUUGGAAUCCGGAAAUAUCGAUGCUUCGGUUUCACGAUGGUGAUGCUGCUGGAACUUCUUCCGCCGACUUAUGCUACGCUGUAUCUGUUCGUUUACGUGCCUGGCAUUGAGUGGCCCGGUUGGCUGCAAGGAGUGGCUUGUUUUCCUGUGUUUCUUCUGCAUGCUGUUUGGAUGGGCUACUUGAGUUACCAGCUAACACCUGCAAGUGACACGGGUGAUCGCCCAGCCUUUGACACCGAAACUCAUUUGUCUGAUUCCGACAGCUCAUCGAGUGGAUCAGAGCAGGUAGAUGAAGACCUUGCGAGGCGGCGAUUUCAAUCUGGAAGAGGUUUCUAUGGGACAGAUUUCCUGCCCCAUCGGUUGAAGCGGAACAAGCUUUUCAACAUCAUCGAGCUGCAGGACCCGAUUCCAGAACACGAGCUUCGAGAAGCGAAGGUGGACCCGAUGCCAGGAAAAGUCACUGUGAACUUCACUUUUUUCCUGGCUGUCCUUUACAUCCUGAGUGGGAUCAUGCACACGGCCGGCCAGAUCUUUGGUUUCGAUCAAGCGGCGAUUAUCGAUUGCUCAGACGAUAACUGCACGACCAGCAGGAGCAAUCCGAUUUGGCCCCAUGCUCGGCCGCGACCACAAGGGCCCAGGCACCAUCCGCUGCGACGGCUUCGUGGACAGUAUGCAAUCGAUGCCGAGAUGAGAGAGAUACAAAGCAAUUGGCCAUCGCCAGCGAGUUUUUUUGAGGUCAAGGCUCUGCACUGCAGUCCGAACAACUCGCACCUUUUCAUGCACAACGGCUUCGCUGCCUUUGAAGCCGAAGUCUUGAACAAGAGACUAGGUGAGCUGAAGAGGCUUGAGAUGCCACAAGUCGAAUCAGUGAUGUUUUGCAAAAUUGGCGCAUGCUUUGCGCUGUUACCUGGCCCUCUUCUGGCCAGUCCUUGGAGUCUCAGACUCUUGUCGGCGGCUGCCUCUUCGGAAUUGAGCGAUCAACAUGUACAGAACGUCUCAGUUCCUGGAACCUGGCGCCUCGUCUCUGCCGUCUGGGCGGAGAGUGGAUUGAUUUGGCUGGCAGGAUGGGAUGGCAGCAACAUCAUUGCCGCUAAGCUCUGGAGAGGAAAUCCCGAACGUCCUUGGCACCUUGAGCAAAGCUUCAAGGUGAGGCCUGGUGCAGGCCUUUGCCAUGCAGGCAAAGACACGUGCAGCAGACACGUGGCUGGCAGUUACAUCGAUGUACAGGCGCUGCAGCUAAGUGCGGAAGGCAAACGCCUCGUCGUCCUUCACGGUGGACGCUUCCUGGAUUCAUGGGACUUGGAGAUCGGUGCCUUCAAGGGGCAACUGUGCAGACGGGGCAACUUUCGAAAGGUAGGUCCUGGGCCACUUGAUGCAGAACCAGAUGCCUUCGAGCUUGGCACGCCUAGAGGCGAGCGAAGCAGUGGCUUCGCUAUUGAGGACGAGUUCGAGAGCUGGACCGACCGCCCCAAGAGAGCAACAAAGUCGCCGGGUUCUGCAUCGAAUUGUGUGGCAGGUACCAGCUACGAUCUGUCUCCAAGGAACGGCGAGUCGCCCGCGCAGAAAGCUGAAGCGUUUCAGCUAGAAGAGGAGGAGAACGCAUACCUGUCCGCAGUUCAGCUGCUGAAGGAGAUGGGUUCUGGCAGGGCAGAGGCGGAGGUGGCGUGGAAAACAUGUGUUCUCCGCGAAAAACUGCGCCUUGCCAGAUCUUUGGCAGCAUUGCGCACGCCCCCGCCUCCGCGAAGAAGCUUCUCUCGUCAGACCUCCGGAGACACCAGCUUCGACGACAUUGACGCAGGGCACGCCCCUGAAGAUCGCGAGCUUUGUCCAGAUGAUUGGCCCGAGCAAAAGUUUCGUCCGCUGGCCGUCGACUUUUCAUUCAAUUUCGCAGCCUUAGAGAUGGCUGAGCGGGAGUACGAGGUAGAGGUCCGAACGCUACUCCAGGAAGUCUUUGCUAAUUGGCAAAGAGCAGUCCUGACGAAGUGA
Molecule: messenger RNA, 2877 nt
Organism: Symbiodinium sp. CCMP2456
Lineage: Eukaryota; Dinophyceae; Suessiales; Symbiodiniaceae
Source: the annotation of a GenBank genome assembly